This is a messenger RNA of Acaulospora morrowiae, 522 nucleotides long. Lineage: Eukaryota; Fungi; Glomeromycota; Glomeromycetes; Diversisporales; Acaulosporaceae. The record is from the annotation of a GenBank genome assembly.
AUGAGAUAUUUUCAUGACUUGGUGAUUGAAACAUUGAAUAAUGAUGAUUUGAUGAUCGGUGGAGAUGGAAUUGUCGUGGAGAUAGAUGAAUCAAAAUUUUGUAAAGGAAAAGAUACUGAUGGAAUUUGGGUGGUUGGUGGUGUUGAGCGAACAGAGAAACGAAAAUGUUUCUUUGUGGUGGUUGAUCGGAGGGAUGCAGAAACGAUUAGAAGUAUUGUGUCAAAACACAUUAAACCAGGUUCCAUAGUUGCAACUGAUUGUUGGCGAGGUUAUCAAAAUCUUGAAGAUUUUGAUAUAAUACAUGAGAAGAUAAAUCGAUCGAUAUCAUUUGUAAAUAUGAAUGGGACACAUACAAAUACGAUUGAGGGAACUUGGCAGGGAUUGAAGAUACGGAUUCAACCUCGACAUAGAGGUACUGAAUCAAUUGAGAAAUAUUUGUUAGAAUUUAUUUGGCGACGAAAGCAUGAGAAUGAUUUAUGGCAAGGGUUACUUGACGCCUUGCGUACGAUUAAAUACAAGUGA